AUGGAAACCGCCCCGAGCUGGGGGACUGGGGGCUGCGGCACGCCCCGGGCUCCCCGCAAUGGGGCUGGGUGGAGGGGGGCUGCCCGGGGUGCGGUGCGCUGCACGCUGCGGCUGGGCCACCGCCUCCGAGCACCCCCUCUUCAUCCUCCCUCUGUGCAGGCCACCCCCAGCCCCGCUGCAACGGAGCCCACUGCCACCACCGACUUCUACGAGUACUCGGAGGAGGCUGUGCUGCCCGAGCUCUGCGAGAAGCAGGCGGUGCAGGGCUUUGCCCGCACCUACCAGCCGGCCGUCUACCUGCUGCUCUCGCUGCUGGGCACGGUGGGGAACGGGCUGGUGCUGCUCACGCACACCCGCUACCGCCGGGCACACAGCAUCACCGACGUCUGCCUCCUGCACCUCGCCCUGUCCGACCUCCUGCUGCUCCUCACGCUGCCCUUCGCCGUCACCGACACGCUGCAGGGCUGGUCCCCGGGCACGGCUGCCUGCAAGGCGCUGCAGGGCCUCUACGCCCUCAACUUCUACAGCGGCUUCCUCUUCCUCACCUGCAUCAGCGUGGACCGCUACGUGGCCAUCGUGAGGGUGCCGGCCGCCUGCCGCCUGCGCCCACGGGCUCGCCGCAACGGCUGGCUGACAGCGGGGCUGGCGUGGCUGCUGGCCACACUGCUGGCCAUGCCCCAGUUUGUCUAUGGCCAAGCAGAGCAGCACCAGGACCUCCGGCUCUGCCGCGUCGUCUUCCCCCGGGCGGUGUCGCGGGUGGCCCGGGGGGCUACCAACCUGGUCCAGGUCUUGCUGGGCUUCGCGGUGCCCUUCCUGGUGAUGGCGAGCUGCUACGCGGCCGUGGCUCGGACGCUGCUGGCGACGCGGGGUGCCCAGCCCCACCGGGCGUUGCGGGUGCUGCUGGCCCUCGUGUUGGUGUUCGUGGCCCUGCAGCUGCCCCACAGCCUGAUGGUGCUGCUGGACGCGGCCGAGCUGCUGGCCAGCUGGGAGGUGAGCUGUGCCCAGAGCCGCCGCAAGGAUUUGGCACUGCUGGUGACGGGGGGGCUGGCAUACCUGCGCUGCUGCCUCAACCCCCUGCUCUACGCCUUCCUGGGCCAGCGCUUCCGCCGGGAGCUGUGGCAGUUGGCCAGUGACGUGGGCUGCGUGGGACCCCUCGACCCGCGCUGCCCCAGCUGCCCCAGUCCCCGCCGGAGGACAUCGCUCUCCACCUGCCAGGACGUGAUGUAGGGUCACGGUGCCCAUGGCCGGGGCAGGGACUGGCACCCUGGGGGCUCAACCCCUCUGCAGCUCCCUGGGAGAGCCACCUUGGUGCACGGACCUGCCCUGGGCCCUGGCAGAGUGGCCUGGCAGGGGCAGCCCUGGAGAGCCCACGGGGUUCCUGCACACGCGUGGGCAGAGGGGAGAGCAGCCCCACAGCACCCGCGUGUCCUGCAAGAGCUUCUGCUGCCCAGCUGUCCUUCAGGCCAGGGUGGGGGACACGCAAUGUCACGCGUGCUCCA
Messenger RNA from Calidris pugnax (ruff), 1499 nucleotides. It is a transcript of the gene CCR10, whose product is annotated as chemokine (C-C motif) receptor 10. The transcript has a single exon. NCBI's taxonomy places the organism in Eukaryota, Metazoa, Chordata, Aves, Charadriiformes, Scolopacidae. Gene Ontology annotation, biological process: G protein-coupled receptor signaling pathway; chemotaxis; immune response. Gene Ontology annotation, cellular component: membrane. The coding region runs from base 1 to 1227 and encodes 408 amino acids. The record is from RefSeq and is a predicted model, not a curated record. Gene Ontology annotation, molecular function: C-C chemokine receptor activity.